Molecule: messenger RNA, 762 nt
Organism: Gregarina niphandrodes
Lineage: Eukaryota; Apicomplexa; Conoidasida; Eugregarinorida; Gregarinidae
Exons: 1
Coding region: 1-762 (253 amino acids)
Source: RefSeq, a predicted model, not a curated record
AUGAAGAGCAUUUCUUCGCAGGUGUCUCGUGGAUUCGAUUUAAAUGUGGCGGAGAGAGCUGGGUACGUGGACAUGGACACGGGCAAUUUGGUUGGAGAUGGUUGUUGUUUCUAUGAGCUAGUCACUGCCGUGGUUGGUUCUGCGCAAGAUGUGCGUGACGGCAUUGGCCACCCUCUGGAGCUGGUCGUUGCUAUACCGAAAUUCAUGUAUGACCGCGAGAAGGAUGAGGUUAGUAGUUAUCGUUGGUUCGAUGCUCCGAACCGAAUGCAGCUCAAGGGUAACUCCGUAGUAAAUUGGAAAGCCGGGAUCCAUGUAUGGACCACGUUCGUCGAGUCAGCCACUGACAGAAUUCUUCGCGAUCGUCUUUUUCUAUUGGAUCCGCAAAAAGUUUCCAAGAUCCAAUCUGACUUAAUGAAUGACCUAGCCGGCCCUUACGUCCGUGCUGUAAAGGAGCAUAGGAAAAUAAAGAACUGUCAACGUAAACCACUAAGUAUUAAAUUUACCAGUCGUCAAAAAAUAGACGUCGAAUGCUUCUGGAAUGGAUCGCAAACCAUGACACAAACAUUGGCGUUAACCACACCACCGUCGACAACCACAUCGUCGUUAACCACGGUCAAGGAGGAGCAGUGGAGCGCGAUAGACAUGGUUCCACCAUACUCGGAGGACAAUGAACGAUUCCUGUUUGGUAUCCGAGGAACUUCUAAAUCCGACCUCCGCUAUCGGGGCCAACGACGAAGAAGAAGCUCUAACGGGUCAGGUUAG